ACAAGCGCUCCUCCGGUUGUCACUUGGAUGUCUUUGACUCCUUCAGGUGUGCUUUCCUUCUGCUCUUUCUUCCUCCAAGAAGAAUGGGUCUCUGGAAGUUCCUGGGGCUUGUGGGUUUCUUCACCCUUUGCAGAGCAGGUCAAGACAACAAGUGCGACAACUUCUCUGACCUGAACUUUCAUGAGACGUUCAUCGGAACCAACCUUUAUGUGCGUCUGCUCCUCUACACCCGCGCCAACCUGGAUUGUGGUCAAGAGCUGCCCCAUCAUAAUUUUACCAAGGAACUCCUGUUCGACGUGAAAAAACCCACCACUUUCGUCAUACAUGGCUACAGGCCCACUGGUGCCCCACCUAUCUGGAUUAACCACAUUGUACACCUGCUGGCAGCUCAGGUGGACAUGAACAUCUUGGUAGUAGACUGGAACCGAGGCGCUGCCAACCUCAACUACUUCAUCGCAGUGACCAACACACGCCGCACUGCUAUCAACAUUACAGGCUUCAUUGAGAGGAUGAGGGAUGAGGGUGCAUCUCUCGAAUCAAUCCACCUGAUAGGGGUCAGCCUGGGGGCACACGUGGCUGGGUUUAUAGGAGCAAUGCUAGGAGGCAAAAUAGGAAGAAUCACAGGUCUGGACCCAGCAGGCCCAAUGUUCGCAGGCGUCCCUCCAGACGAGCGACUUGAUCCAACGGAUGCCCAAUUUGUAGAUGUCCUACACACGGACAUGAACUCCUUUGGACUCAAAGGGACUCAUGGACAUAUUGAUUUCUAUGCCAAUGGUGGACUAGACCAACCUGGCUGCCCCAAGACUAUCUUCUCAGGAAAAUCCUACUUUGUUUGUGACCACCAGCGUGCUAUUUUCCUCUACCUGUGUGCUCUAAACCACACCUGUAACAUCACUGCUUACCCAUGCUCCUCCUACAGUGACUUUCUCAAUGGCCAGUGUUUGCAAUGUGAAGCCUUUAAGCCAGCCUCCUGUCCUGUCCUGGGAUAUGACAUGACUCCAUGGAAGAACACACUCUUGAAACUGGGACAGACAAGAGUCUAUUUCUCCACCUCAGCAGAUCCACCAUACAGGAAGACAAGCUACAGAGUUGAUAUCGUAACCUGGAAUCAGUACUUGCGAUGGGGGGUGGUUACUCUCCGCCUGCACAGUGGAAAAAACGUGACAGAGACCAGGAUUGACCAUAAGCUGCUGCGGUUUGAACAGUACACUGCCACACGAAUGCUGGCCCAAUUUGAUGAGGACUUGUAUCCAGUUCAGAAGAUAUCCUUGCGGAUCAUCACUGGGAAUGUGAUAGGACCCCGUUACAAGCUUCGUCUCAUCCGCAUUCGAAUAACCCCACUUGACCAGCCAGACAGGCCACUGAUGUGCCGAUAUGACUUAAUUAUGGAGGAAAAUGCUGAGAUCACCUUCAAGCCAUUGCCGUGUGAUGAAUCUCGUCUAUAAGCACUCACCAUGCCGAACUUCAGUGUUCCUCGUUACAAACUGCCAAGUCAAGGAACAUAACCAUGAACUAGUUACUAUGAAUCAUCUCUGGGCAAGCAAGAAACCUUUGGUACUUUAGUUGGUGUACCUUUCUCAGACUACAAAAUGGAUUGAGACACUUUGACUGCUAUUUUUGUGCCUUUACUUGAAGACAUUCUACAUGAUUCGGAGAUCAGCUGGAGAUUUUAUUUGCUUCAGACACUCUGACGUGAGAUAUCAAUUAUAGUGCACUUCAAAACUGACAGGCCACUCUUGGACUUGGAGCCUGAUUUUCUACUUAUUUUUCUAUUAUUUUUCAUGACGGAAUUGCACUGGAACUGUCUGGUAUGACACCUCAGGUCAGUAUUUAGCAGAGCACUAUUCUACCAUCAAACUCUGUCAUGUUAUUUUAUUUAUUUAUUUUUUUGGCUGUCUCUCUUGUUCAUAGAAUUAAGAAACCUAUAGAAAAUGCCUCAUAAUACUGCUCAAGGAUGCAUGUUUCUAGCCAAAAAAAGGGUAUGAGACCUCCUUAUUACAAACACUGCUGACUCUUGACAUAAAGACAUUUCAACUGCCUGUACAUUACCAUGUAUAAACAGUUGCAAAAGUGCUGGGGACAAACACAGGUGAAAAAGAAAUCAUGAAAUGUUAUCCGGUCAGUGAGAAAAAGGUUUACAAGGACAACAUACUAUUCACCAACAUACACUGUUAAACAAACAGUACAAACACAAUUUUGAUUAAACAAAACACAGAUCCAGUCCUUUCUUAUUGAUGUUUGUAAAAUAUGAUGAACUGACACACUAAGUAAAUUGUAGCUUUAGUCAGAGAACUACUUAUUGAGAUGAUGAACUGCAAGCGUUGAACGUUUUCUGCAAUGUAUUUAACUCAGUAACCUAGAAUUAUUAGAACUAAAGUUACUUGCCAGGAGAUACAGAGGUGGACCAGCUGCUUGACUGACAUUAGACACACGCUGAAUCUAAUGAGAACAUGACUGUAGAUGUCUUUGUGGGGCAGGAGAACUGACAAGCCAAAAAAACUACAGUUACAGAUUCCCCCACCAAACACAGGCAUGGCACACCAUCCAAAUGUUUCUGUUUGGCUCGUGAGGCUUAAAACAGCAUUACAGGGAUUUGGAGACAUUUCUGGUGGAAAUGCAUAACUGCAUGGAAAAACAUUUUGUAACGUCAGCCCCACAAAAGGAAGAUUAAGUGACCUUUAUUAGUCCCACAAUGGGGAAAUUUCACCUCCGCAUUUAACCCAUCUGUGAAGCAAAACACCACACACUAGAGAGCACACUUGCCCAGAGCGGUAGGCAACCCUAUCCGCAGCUCCCGGGGAGCAGUUGGGGGUUAGGUGUCUUGCUCAAGGACACCUGUCACAUACUGUUGGUUCUGGGGAUCGAACCAGCAACCUUCCGGUCACAGGGCUGGUUCCCUAAACUCCAGCCCAUGACUGCCCCAUAAGGAGAUGCACCGUUCCUGGAGGUACUGCAAUACCAGGUUGAUGCGUGGAGCCCCUCUUCCAUAUCCCUGUCCUAAAAAUCUAUUUAAUAUGUAGUCCUCAUAUAGAGGACGUAUCAGAUACUAAACUGAUAAGAACAGAUACUACGCUUGAUCUUAGCCAAAAGACCGAGAAGUGGUCUUCCGAGAAGCGAAAGAGCAUGCUAAGAGAACUCAGUCAAAACUUGGUGUAGGGCGUUUCUUCUGACAAUGCGAGUAAAUUAGCUAGGUUAUCUACUAUGGACAGCAGAGUCGUGCUUGUGAUGAACUAAUGGGUAACCUAACUUAUAUGACGUGGUUUUAAAUAAACCUCCUGCAAAAUCUUACCCGACUCCUCUGACUUUACAAUUACACGUUCAGUGCAAGUUUAGCACGCUAACUACCAAGGAGCCAUCCUUAUAUUGU
Molecule: messenger RNA, 3367 nt
Organism: Pygocentrus nattereri (red-bellied piranha)
Lineage: Eukaryota; Metazoa; Chordata; Actinopteri; Characiformes; Serrasalmidae
Gene: lipib
Product: lipase, member Ib
Exons: 10
Coding region: 84-1445 (453 amino acids)
Biological process (GO): lipid metabolic process
Molecular function (GO): lipase activity; carboxylic ester hydrolase activity
Source: RefSeq, a predicted model, not a curated record